Pelobates cultripes (western spadefoot toad) is the source of this 408-nucleotide messenger RNA. NCBI's taxonomy places the organism in Eukaryota, Metazoa, Chordata, Amphibia, Anura, Pelobatidae. The record is from the annotation of a GenBank genome assembly.
AUGGGCGGAGAAAAAAAAAAACGCAACUCCACCGUUGCACCUAUCUUCCGACAGAGAGGCGAGCAGGCCCGGGCGCCAUCUUCUGAACACUCACCGCCCGAUUCUGACUCGGAGAUGGGCAGCCAAACGGCCCCGGAUCAAUCGGAGGCACCACUAACCCGGCGGGACAUGCAGGGGUUCAUCGCCGACUUCGGAAAAACGGUCGCGGAUGAGCUGGAUAGAAAACUUGGCCCAAUUAUGGAGAGAAUGGCGGACCUGACAGCUCGCACACAGGCCACAGAGACUAAGAUGGCGGAAGCAAUGGAGACCGUGCAGGCCCAAGGCGGGGAGCUACAAGACCUACGCGAACAGCUGCGCUCACUAGAGGAAUACAAUGAAGAUCUAAACAACAGAACCCCGCAGGAAUAA